Molecule: messenger RNA, 872 nt
Organism: Achroia grisella
Lineage: Eukaryota; Metazoa; Arthropoda; Insecta; Lepidoptera; Pyralidae
Gene: Rab4
Product: ras-related protein Rab-4B
Exons: 4
Coding region: 145-789 (214 amino acids)
Biological process (GO): Rab protein signal transduction; regulation of endocytosis
Cellular component (GO): endosome
Molecular function (GO): GTPase activity; GTP binding
Source: RefSeq, a predicted model, not a curated record
AAACUUGUCAAUUUGUUGUAUCCGUACAUGUUCUGAUUCAGUCGUAUAUUUUCUAAUUUAUGUUUAUAAGAAUAAAUAGACUAUAUAAAUUAAAAAGCAAGAAAUUAGUAUAAACUGUGCAAGAAUAUAUGCAAUAAUCCAAAGAUGUCGGAAACUUACGAGUACUUGUUUAAGUUCUUGGUGAUAGGCAGUGCUGGUACGGGCAAGUCAAGCCUACUUAACAAUUUCAUCGGAAAUAAAUUCAAAGAAGAUAGAUGUCACACCAUUGGCGUAGAAUUUGGUUCUAAAAUUGUCAAUAUUGGUGGAAAAUCAACUAAGUUACAAAUAUGGGACACCGCUGGACAAGAGAGGUUCCGUUCUGUAACUCGCUCUUACUACAGGGGUGCUGCUGGUGCACUUCUUGUAUAUGACAUUACAUCACGGGACUCAUUUAAUGCAUUGACUAAUUGGUUGAGAGAUGCGCGAACACUUGCUAGUCCCAAUAUUGUAAUUUUACUUGUUGGCAAUAAAAAAGAUUUGGAAGAAUCUAGAGAAGUCACUUUCACAGAAGCUAGUCAGUUUGCUCAGGAAAAUGAGCUCAUGUUCUUAGAGACAAGUGCUAAGACAGGCGAGAAUGUUGAAGAGUCAUUUUUGAAGUGUUCUAAAACCAUCCUAGCUAAAAUAGAAACUGGAGAGCUAGACCCAGAGCGAAUUGGAUCUGGUAUUCAGUAUGGAACAAGUACAUCAAAGAGACUGAAUGUACCUAAAAAACCUGCAAGGGCGCCAUCGGAAUGUGCCUGUCGCGUUUAGGAAUGGCAUGUCUAAGGUAUAAGGAGAUUGUAUUCAGAUCAAUUUGUUUUAGGAUAUAUAUUUCAAUAUAAAUCAUAUUGCAU